AUGUCGUCACCUUCCAAAAACAAGAGGAAGGAAGACACAACUCUUCCCUCAACAUCUCCCAACACGUCCAAACCAACAGCAGAGUUUACGCCACUUAUAGCUCAUGGAAAGAUGGACACUUCAGGACCGUCUGGACUAAGUCAACUACUUUCCAGUGAGGAGGCUCAUAACCCGGCUGUCAACCCUACUCCACGCACCGAUGCUCCUUCAAAUACUGACAGAAGCAGCUUGGAUUCGGGUCCACCUGAGUCUCUUCUGAUUGUGGCUGACCCGCCUGGACCGACUCCACCAAAUGCUUUGUGUCGGUUGUCAGUGGUAGAAGGAAAGGUCAAAGAGUUGGAGAGGAGGGUCUCGCACCUUGAGUCUUGCUGCUGCUUGAUGAUGUAG
Hymenoscyphus albidus is the source of this 387-nucleotide messenger RNA. The record is from the annotation of a GenBank genome assembly. NCBI's taxonomy places the organism in Eukaryota, Fungi, Ascomycota, Leotiomycetes, Helotiales, Helotiaceae.